Candidozyma duobushaemuli is the source of this 2751-nucleotide messenger RNA. It is a transcript of the gene MSB1, whose product is annotated as Msb1p. The record is from RefSeq and is a predicted model, not a curated record. Lineage: Eukaryota; Fungi; Ascomycota; Pichiomycetes; Serinales; Metschnikowiaceae. Bases 1 to 2751 code for a protein of 916 amino acids. The transcript has 2 exons. Gene Ontology annotation, cellular component: cellular bud neck; cellular bud tip.
AUGGCCCAGGCCAGACCUAAAAGAGACAUGUCUCUCCCUCAACUCCCUCCCGCUGCUCAACUGGAUGAUUCGUCGUCUUCUAUCAUUCCUCGGGACCAGUUCACCCGAAAACGCAUAAAAGACCUCCACAACUUCAUCACUCAAGAGCUAAAGAAGAGAGGUACGAAAACCCCUCAUGUUUUCCUUCCCUUUCGACUGCGUGUGGACGACCAAAAACUUGAACGGUUUCUAGCCACGAUAUUCCCAAAUGGACAGAUGAUAGACACGCUGAAUGAAUCGGCGACAAAGCGUAUCUUGGCCGGAUUCGAUGAAUUCACGUUAAUUUGCGGUCUUAAAUACCUUUGGUGCAGACUACCGAACCUGGAGAUCAUCGGCUGGGACAACUACUUGCAUUUCAAGCGCCUUGAGCGUGAACAUGGAUACCCCAAGGAUGCAUUUUUGAGGCUUAUGCCCAAAUGUGUUUCUACAAGAGCCCACGCUUCUAUUGUCUACGACUUCCUUGAUCUCCUCGUCAGCAUUGCGUCAUAUUCACAGUAUAACUACCUAAGUGGACGCAAAAUCUCCAAGAUGGCUUCGAUGUGGGCCUUCAAUAGUAUCGGAAAUUCAAAGCUGGCGUUUUAUGACGCCACGGCAUUCAAAGAGAACUCAUUUGUUAGCGGUCUAGAGCUGUGGAAGAAAACGUGCAUUGGACUCUUUCACUUGUUUCUCGCUUUCCUUAGGGCCAUGAUGCCAGACAACGAAGACCAACUUUUCAAAGGCCCAAAAUCCUUACAAUCAUUACUCAGCACAAACUCAUAUCCGCCACCCGAGAACCUGGACUCCAUCAAAUCCGUCAUUACCAUCCCAUGUGUACACGUCAAGACAACCCGGAGAAGCUCGGAUCCCUAUGCAUUGAUCACCAAGAUACGACAGAACCUCAAGUUCGAUCGGAAAGAUGAAUUUGUUUCAGUGGAAAACUACACCAUCCUUAAGAACAUCUUUUUGAAGGACUCGACCAACGAAAUCAUCUCAACACUCACGGAUGAGUCCCGGAGAAUCUUGACUAGAAUAAAUCCCGAUAUUCCUUUGUUCUCCGAGAUUUCCAUCACAAACGUUACUCUACAAGACUACUAUAUCUGGACCUGGCUUUCAUCGUUGGCUUCUGAUCAGUCCAGCUACGCCAAGGCUUUAUUUGGAAGAUCUAUCGUGGUUGAAGCUGGCUUGCGUGGGUUCCAGAAAUGGUUGAUUUUGACGGAAACCUCCAUUAGUCCAGAUGAGUAUAUCUCUCGCAUGAAGGGCUCCGAAAGACUAAGAUCGAAAUCACCUCUCAAAAGAGAGAAGUCUCCUUUAAAGGAUCUCCCGCCACCUCCUGGAUCCUCAAAUGGCUUGGCUCCACCUCCCGUCUCUAAAAAUGGCUUACUUCCGGAAGUGAGGUUUCAGGAAGAGCCUUUUGGAAUGGAGCAGUACACAUAUGAACCAGAUCAUCAUCAGGGCAUGCCCUACCAAGGCCGCAUUGGUCAUCCAAAGCCUGUCGAUGACUACAGCCAGUACAUGAGAGGUUUGAACGAUGACGAUCACUUGGCACAGAACUUCAACGACUUAAACAUCAACAAACAAAGUGGCGGCCAGCAGAGACCGCGUCCCCCACCAGUAGACCUUCUGCAACAGGAGCAGCCUUUGAAUGUUAAAAAAGUGCAUAAAAAGUCAAAGGAACCAAACGGGCACGACAAUGGUUACAGCAAUGGACAUUAUAAUCCCGACCAUUCUGGGUUUCCACAAGAGCAGUACCCUCAAGAGGCAUUGCAGUAUUCCGCAACACAUCCACCACAAGACUAUAGUGAACCUUUCGACAAUUAUACCACGUUGCAUGAUAGGCCUGAAGAGCCACAGUCUACGGAGCCAUUUGACAAUUACUAUGUUCCAAAUUCGCAUCAUGGCUCCAAACCAAAGGAGGCGAAGGCUGUCCAUGAUUCAAGUCGUAAAAGUCCAAGACGCAAACAUCAGGAUCUUCCUCCAGCCCCAGUGGAUAACCGAAUGCAAGAUGGCUAUUCAGGCAUGCCACCUGCUUCAUAUUCACAAGAACCGCCUGUCCCCUACUCUCAGGAACCUCCCGCUUCACACGAUCCAUAUCUGAUGCCUACUGGCCGUGCAGGUAACAGUAUUCCCCAUCAACCUCAGGAAAUCCCUCAAACUUACUCUAUUGACCAAUACCAGCAGUAUCAAGAAAAUCACUUGCCACCUCAAACGGAGUUUGACAACUCUCAACUCCCAGCACAACACAGCGAAGCUGUACCUGAGAAACCAAAGAAAAAGAAGAAGAAAAAGAAGAGUAAGCCGAGGGAUGAUUUCGGUAUACCAGUUGAUCAAUUACCUGACGGUCCUCCGCCACCUUUGCCGGCUGAACUUGCUCAACAGUUUGAACAUCAACCUCAAAAUGGAGAUUACCAUAAUGGACAUGGAGCUUUCAAUUCGACAACGCAGCCACCCCCACCACCUGAAAAGCCUGAGGCAAAGGGACUGCCAAGGCAUAUUCAGCAUCCUCGGGCAGCCGAGAAGGACCAUCAACCUCAUGAGCAUCCAUUACAACAAAGUAUUCAGAUCCCACCUCAAGAGAAAACACCUCGUGGUACCCCAAGCAAGUCGUCUCUUCCCAUAGGAGUGUCUCAUCAUAAUGGAAUCAGUCUGGCUGGUCGCUCCAAGAGAGGUUGCAUAGUCGAACGCAUGAGGCAUACACUGGUAGUCCUCCAAAGCAUGGUGCCCAUAGUUACAUGA